Molecule: messenger RNA, 1104 nt
Organism: Impatiens glandulifera
Lineage: Eukaryota; Viridiplantae; Streptophyta; Magnoliopsida; Ericales; Balsaminaceae
Product: protein CHAPERONE-LIKE PROTEIN OF POR1, chloroplastic
Exons: 5
Coding region: 167-976 (269 amino acids)
Cellular component (GO): chloroplast membrane
Source: RefSeq, a predicted model, not a curated record
UGGAAUGGACCGCAGAAGGGUUUUUCCUCAGCAGCAUUUGCUUCAUUCAUCCCUAGGCUAUCCGUUGUGAAGCUACCAACGAUGAUAUGAUUAUAUGAUUUGAUUUUCAUUGUUUCUGACGGAGAUACUGAAGCCUCAUCUUGAUUUUCUUCACCAGAAAAAUAGAAUGACUCUCUCUGGGUUGACUGGCAGCCCAUCACAGUAUUGCUUCCAACCAAACACGAGAAGCAGGGGAUCAUCAUUUUUGAGGAAAGCUUCUAGCUUUACCAACAUCAAGAUCUCUAAAGAACAUCUUAGAACGAAAUGGAAUAUGAAAAGAUCCUCUGUUCUAAUAUGUGCAAUGGAUGCUUCCUUUGGAGGUUCUGCAAAUGAAUCAACUGAUAUAUUUCCUAGAAUCGGUGUAAGGGACCCGUAUAAACGACUUGGAAUAAACAAGGAAGCUUCAGAAGAUGAAAUCCAGUCUGCUAGAAACUUCCUGAUACAAAGAUACUGUGGACACAAGCCUAGUGUGGAUGCGAUUGAAUCUGCCCAUGACAAAAUAAUAAUGCAAAAAUUUUACGAUAGGAAGAACCCAAAAAUCGAUAUCAAGAAAAAGGUUAGGGCUGUUACUCAGUCCCGUAUCGUCCAGGCUGUCACGAGCAGAUUCGAGACACCUUCGAAUAAUGGCAUUAUAAAGACUUCCAUAGCUUUUGUUGUGCUUGGAUUGUUGACUGUACUCUUCCCAACUGAAGAAGGUCCGACUCUUCAGGUAGCUGUUUCUGUGAUUGCUACAAUUUACUUCAUACAUGAUCGGCUGAAGAGUAAAUUGCGUGCUUUCUUAUACGGGGGUGGAGCGUUUGCUUUCUCGUGGCUAUUGGGUACGUUCUUGAUGGUUUCGGUCAUACCACCGAUGCUCAAAGGUCCGAGAAGCUUGGAAGUUAGUACCUCUUUGGUUAGCUAUGUGCUUUUGUGGGUAGCUUCUACUUACUUAAAGUAACAAUCUUUUUUCGCUUAGAAUACAUUCCCAGUUUUGUGUUUUAGUAAUUCACAACAUUUAGUUUCGAGUUUCUGAUCCCAGCCCAGAAAACAAAACCCAUAAACUUUAUAUUUUCAUUUCUGUAUGUA